AUUAAACUUAAUAAGAAUAAAACACACUAUGUGCCCCUCGGCGGGCCGCAACAACCGAGACAGAAAUAUGGCGGCGAAAUUAUCACUAUCAUCAUCGUCACUGUUCCUCAACUACCGGAGCUUCAUUAUCCCUCACCCUAUCUCAAUCCUAUUAUCCUUAACCCACUCAACCACCACCUCCACCACCAAUACGACGUCGUUUGCCUACUUGAGUCGCCACUUAACCACUAACACUAUAAGAAUUAGAAAAACACCAUUCACAUCUGCUUCUUCUGUAGCUGCCCUUACAUCAUCAACAACAAGUGUAUCUACUUCUUCUAAUCGAGACUCAGAAUAUGGUCGUUUGCUUCCGUGCCCUGCUGAGAGCUUUCAACCAAGAAUCGAACAUUUGGUUGUUAAAGAAGGAGGAUCGAUUCUUGACUUUAUAACCAAAUCUUUGGAUCUUCCGCCUUUGUACGUUGCAGAUCUUAUUAGUUUUGGAGCUGUGUUCUAUGCCCUUGUAUGUCCAAAGCCUCCUGUAACUGCGACACCGGAGGAAAUCAAGUUGUACAAAGAAGUUACCGAUCCGUCAGUACUCAGCAAGAGACCUUCAAUUAAAGGAAUUACUGUGAGAGAGGCGCAAAAAACAUUUAGGAUAACUCAUGUUGAUGAGUUCGUUGAAGCGGGGACAUAUGUGAGGGUGCAUGUACGCCCUAAACGAUUUCCAAGAUGCUAUGAAAUUGACUGGAGAUCCAGAAUAAUUGCUGUGACGGCAUCAUAUGUGGUUCUCAAUAAGCCUGCUGGUACAUCAGUUGGUGGAACUACAGACAACAUCGAAGAAACUUGUGUAAAUUUUGCUACUCGUGCCUUGGCAUUAACUACUCCAUUAAAAACGACUCAUCAGAUUGAUAAUUGUACAGAAGGCUGUGUUGUCCUAGCUAGAACUAAAGAUUACUGUUCAGUUUUUCAUAGAAAGAUCAGGGAUAAACAAGUGAAGAAAGUUUAUCUCGCACUUGUUGCUGCUUAUGUGCCAUGUGGGGUCAUGACCCAUUACAUGCGACCAUUUCGUAUGGCUCCAAAAAUUAUUUCCAAAGACUUUAUUAAGGGAUGGAACGUGUGCGAACUUGAGGUCUUAGAAUGCAGGAAAGUUCCUUGGCCAAAUGCUUUACUUGCAGAUAAGUAUGGAUUUGAGAAUUCAAAUUGGCCUAAUAAAGAAUUUGCAUACGAGUGCAAAAUUAACCUGUUGACUGGCCGUACACAUCAGAUUCGAGCCCAACUGGCCGCCUGUGGUGCACCAAUAGUGGGCGACUCAAUGUAUAUGCCAGCUGCAAUAGCAGAGGUAAUGACUCCUGGGAUAAACCCUUUCGGCAAGUACAAGAAGCAAUUUGAAAAUGAGGCUGAUAGAGAAUGUGCUGCUGAAGAAUGGGCUGCAAAACACGGGAAGGAGCCUGGUGUGACUAUUGGCCUGCAAGCUUGCCAAAUUUCAUGGGAUGAAGGUGAGCAUUUCUAUGAGGCUGGGGCUCCUUGGUGGCUACUCUUUUUUCACGAGAUUUAAAGAUGAAAAUGCCAUAUUCCUAUUGCUUAAUGAGAUUGGAUGAAAAAUUUGGAGGGAGAGAAUGGCAAAGAUGUAACACACAGACACAUUGGUUGGGUAGCCUAAUAGGACGAUGGUUGUAAAGGUUUCCGUUCAAGAACAUAGAAUAGCACGGUAAGCAGCUAAAUUGUGUGUAUAGCAAAGUUGUUGCUUUUUUUAUUUAUUUAUUUUUAACUAUGGGAGAAUUGUACUGUUUCAGAAGAUUUCAUUAUUUGUCUCCCCCUGUAACAGACAUAAGAUACUUUUGUAGAAGUCAUUUGAAUAGAACCUUGGAUCUCCAACUAGAUUGUUGGGGUAUUUCUGGGGUAUAGUUUACAAA
Messenger RNA from Erigeron canadensis, 1892 nucleotides. Its product is annotated as RNA pseudouridine synthase 6, chloroplastic-like. Gene Ontology annotation, molecular function: pseudouridine synthase activity; RNA binding. NCBI's taxonomy places the organism in Eukaryota, Viridiplantae, Streptophyta, Magnoliopsida, Asterales, Asteraceae. Gene Ontology annotation, biological process: pseudouridine synthesis. The transcript is spliced from 10 exons. The coding region runs from base 29 to 1534 and encodes 501 amino acids. The record is from RefSeq and is a predicted model, not a curated record.